AUGGAUCUUCCCUCCGUGCAAAUCGCCUUGAACCAUAUUGACCCAACCGAUUCAGACAUUUCUGAUCCGCCUGAGGAUGCUGAUAACACGGAUGUCGACAUGCUUGAGGAGGACUCCACCCACGCAGAGGCCAGGAUUCCAGCUAAACCCAAGGCGAUCUCAGUCUCUGACGAGGAACUAAUGCACGGCUUUUCGAGUCCAGAAGACGACCAGUCUCUCUCAGCUAGGCCCAGAUCUCCAACGCCUUGCAGCAGCAAGUUUGAAGAAAUUCCUACUGAGGCAAGGGAGAUCAGCAUCCUCAAUAAGAUUGUGUCUCACCUACCGAAUGACAAGGACCUCCUCAACUUGAGUUGCUCAUGCAAGACAUUUGCUGCUCUCCUAGUGCCUAAAGAAUCGGCCAUCUGGAAAGAAAGAUUCCUCCUACGAUACGACUAUCCAUACAUCUCCGAUCCUAGGCAUUACAUUUUCGCGUAUCAACUUCGUCGAGCCGUGCUUCGCCAGUUCGUCGAAUUUACUGACCCCAAAGAUCCACGGCUGGGUGUACAGAUGGAUGUCCUAAGAGACAUGGUUAUUGAGGCGUACAAGUCACGACAGGCCCAUGUUCCUCCGCCAUCAACAUCUAAGAAUCUCGCAGCAUUCGCUUCUCCCCAUAACUCACCUUGGAUCCGCACAUUCUUAUCUUGUUUCUUCUUCCCAUGUCGUGGACAGAGAUAUGGCCAGCCGAAUCCGCUCUUUGACGCCAUUCAGCUCGUGCUCUCCCACCUCCUGUUGUCGCCGACAUCGCAACUAGCACACGUCAUCAAGUCAUCCCGGGGGAACUACGAUCUAGCUGUGGUAUACGCCUGGGACAGAUCCCUAGAAACUUUAUUCCGCGAGUCCGCUGCGGGAGAAGAGCAUUCCGAGCCCACCCUACUUACAUAUCAAGAGCGACGGAAUCUGAGAAAGCAUUCGCUGCCAGACAGCUUCCUCCUCGAUACGCACGCAUUACUCCACAUACGCAACUUUUGGCACCGUCAUCUUAUUGAAGAGCGACAGGGUUUUGGAUCAGCCGGCAUGGUUGAGAACACCUACAGGCAUAUGGCGAAAGACCUAACGCGUGCUGGGAUCAAUUUGAAGAAGUGGGACAAGCACUUGAAUGACGAUGACUUGCAGAUCGCCGUUGAAUGGUAUGGGCACUACAGCACCCUGGCCCAGUGGCCGAAGAAGAAACAAGAGCUCGAAGAAGUGCAAAGUUUAGCGGAGGACUGGCAGAGGGUGGAUCCUCUGAAACUCGACUUCACCGUCAGCGACGAUAAUGACGAGGAUGGCUUCUGGCCACCUAUAUUCGCCAAUAUCCCAAUCUUUCAGAACACGAUUCCAGGCCUCGACUCGGACUCUGCCUCGUGCAGCUUUAUUCGAGGUCUAGCCCCAUUUGUCGUGCUAUCCUCGCCCAACGACAUGAGAACACCACCAGAUUCACAAAGUGGCACACGGCUACCGAAAUAUCAUCCCUACUUGGCGAUGCGGCUUCGAGGUGUCGUCCAUUCGAUCCCAGCGCAGCCGCGAUUGAACAGCAUCCCCGGGUGGAGACGCAUAAUCAUGGUGCUGUACAAGCCUACAUGUCGCCACCUAAUCCAAGUCCUCGAGCACGCGGAGCAAGAAUAUGGCGACAGCUUCACAACGACGAUUACGACGCAGAUGGCCCAGAGUGGUACGAGCCAUCCUCAAGUCGCUCACAUCCUCAAUGGCGUGGGCGCAGCAGGGCAACAACUUGACCCUGCCGAGAUCGACGCACACCUCACUACUCAUCUGUGCAACAAACUUCUCAAUAACCAGCUCUGGCGCGACGGGUCGAAAUUCGACAAGGAUGUAGUCGAAGAGAUGGAGGAGAAGUAUCGACUGAGUGAGUACCUCGACUGGAACGACAUCGACUAUGCCUACGCUUACGAGGGCUCUAUCCUCCCCAGCGGGAAGAUCAUGAUGGGACGGUGGUGGCGCCUGGCUAUGAAUGGGGAGGGAGAUGGGUCGGAGUGGAGUGAUGCGCUCGAUGAGGUAGACGAGGGUGAUGCUAUGGACCUGGAUGAGGAAGCGGGUGUGGCUGAUGGAGGGCAGAAUGGCAAUGGAGCGACGCAUGGGAACGGCAUUGGCAGUGGCAGUGGCAGCGGCAGCGGCAGCGGCACCGGGAGAAGUCGAUUCAAGAAGUUGGAGCGAGGACCUUUCAUCUUCUGGUGCUGA
This is a messenger RNA of Cladophialophora carrionii CBS 160.54, 2214 nucleotides long. RefSeq lists its product as uncharacterized. NCBI's taxonomy places the organism in Eukaryota, Fungi, Ascomycota, Eurotiomycetes, Chaetothyriales, Herpotrichiellaceae. Bases 1 to 2214 code for a protein of 737 amino acids. The record is from RefSeq and is a predicted model, not a curated record. The transcript has 4 exons.